Molecule: messenger RNA, 8713 nt
Organism: Lymnaea stagnalis (great pond snail)
Lineage: Eukaryota; Metazoa; Mollusca; Gastropoda; Lymnaeidae
Source: the annotation of a GenBank genome assembly
UGGCAAGUCAAAUGUUGAUGUUUUUUUGGGUUUUUUUUUAAAACAAACAUCCUGUUUAGUUAAGAUUAAUGCAGCUAGAAUGAAUCUCCCAUCCUUAUAAAUACCAGCUGAAUUUCAUGGUCUUCAAAAGAAUUAACUUGAAAGCAAACGUUUACAAGCAUAUGUAAGUAUCAUUGCCUAAUUGUCUGAUGAUUGCCUAAUUGUCUGAUGAUUGCCUGAUUGUCUGAUCAUUGCCUAAUUGUCUGAUCAUUGCCUAAUUGUCUGAUGAUUGCCUAAUUGUUUGAUGAUUGCCUAAUUGUCUGAUGGUUGCCUAAUUGUCUGAUCAUUGCCUCAUUGUCUGAUGAUUUCCUAAUUGUCUGAUCAUUGCCUAGUUGUCUGAUCAUUGCCUAAUUGUCUGAUGAUUGCCUAAUUGUUUGAUGAUUGCCUAAUUGUCUGAUCAUUGCCUAAUUGUCUGAUGAUUGCGAAAUUGUCUGAUCAUUGCAUAAUUGUCUGAUCAUUGCCUAAUUGUCUGAUCAUUUCCUAAUUGUCUGAUGAUUGUCUAAUUGUUUGAUGAUUGCCUAAUUGUCUGAUCAUUGCCUAAUUGUCUGAUGAUUGCCAAAUUGUCUGAUCAUUUCCUAAUUGUCUGAUCAUUUCCUAAUUGUCUGAUCAUUUCCUAAUUGUCUGAUCAUUGCAUAAUUAUCUGAUGAUUUCCUAAUUGUCUGAUCAUUGCCUAAUGGUCUGAUCAUUGACUAAUUGUCUGAUCAUUGCCUAAUUGUCUGAUCAUUUCCUAAUUGUCUGAUCAUUGCAUAAUUAUCUGAUGAUUUCCUAAUUGUCUGAUCAUUGCCUAAUGGUCUGAUCAUUGCCUAAUUGUCUGAUGAUUGCCUAACUGUCUGAUCAUUGCCUAAUUGUCUGAUCAUUGCCUAAUUGUCUGAUCAUUGCCUAAUUUUCUGAUCAUUUCCUAAGUGUCUGAUUAUUGCCUAAUUGUCUGAUCAUUUCCUAAUUGUCUGAUCAUUGCCUAAUUGUCUGUUCAUUGCCUAAUGUCUGAUCAUUUCCUAAUUGUCUGAUCAUUGCCUAAUUGUCUUAUCAUUGCCUAAUUGUCUGAUCCACAAAAAUAAUGUUUCAUAGCAGGCCUAUGAACUAAAUUUAAUUUAGUUUUUUUUAUAUUUGUAAUCGUAUCUAUCCUGCUUAGUACAGUUUCAGUGUGUUCAAUAUUUAUUUAGUAUUUCCUAGGCACCAGUUAUUUGUAGAAAAAUUGUUUUUACCAUUUUUUGAAAUGUAAAUUAUUGCUUUUUCUGCUUUCAUUAAAGUAAGUUUUUUUGUUUUUUUUUAAUCAAAUAAAGGCAAAAGCAUAAGAAAUAAUGUGUUCGUCAUUUGUUUGGCGUUAUCCUACUAUAAUCAGUGCUUUUAAAACAAGUUUCAUAACUUUUCAUUUUCAAUAAUCGCGGUUCAAAUAUUAAACAUUAUUUCAAAUAUUUAAUAAUAAAUUACGUUAAUAUAAUUUUCCCUUUUGAUGAAAAAAUUGUCAAAGUGGGCUUAUUAGGUUUAUAAAAUAUAAUUCUUAAUUUAACUUUGCUUUUGACGAAUAUUUCCACCAAAAAGAGUAUAUGUACAUGCUUAUUAAUCUAUAUUUUUAAUCAUUUAUAUGAACUUCCAUUUUGUAUAUUUAGAGCAAAAUCUCCGGACGGCUACUUGACCCACUUUACAUCAACGUAAUGAGCUCGUAACAACACAUUCUAUCAUGUUUUCAGCCGCACCCCCAACCCUAACAAAUCAGUGUUUUCCUGUUUUUCAAUGGGGCAAUAAAGGAAAUAUGAUGCCACUAAAUUCAUAAAAUUCCCAAGACUUGCGCUAAAUGACAUUCUUUUAAAAAAAUAUUGCCAGUGCGUUUGGUGCCUAAUAUUUUCUUUUGUUUUUCCCCCGAAUAGUGGUGAAUGAAAUGUGCGGUGUAAAAGCGGGUGUGACAUUAGAAUAGUAGAUAAAAUGUUUAUUUUUUUUAAAUUUAAAAUAAAGUAUUUAUGCGAAAAACUUUGUCUCUAGGGGUUGUUUAAUUCUAUUUGAACACGCCAUGUCUCAUUAGCCAAAGAUGUUAAACAAUUGUAGUUAGCUAAAGUCGAGAGUUCACUUCACAGUAAUGUAAAUCGUGUACACAUGCGAAACAAUAUUGGUGUUCGCUUUGCCGUGAAUUAUUGCAUUCAGCGGCCAUUCUUUUGAAUAUGACGUUUAUUAUUUUGAAUGUGUGUGAGUGUUCACAUCAGCUUGUUUCAAUCUGUCAGCUUUAAAAAAAUGAUUUGUAAAUUACGAUGAAUUGAAUGUCUUCACAGAUUCGAAAUAUCUCAAGCACAAUGAAGACCUUCCAAGUAUCUCUCCUGGUUUCUGCGUGCAUUCUGGCAACAUUGUCCUUGCUGGCUGAUGGCCAGACGCUGGAACCAAAGAAAAAGUAAAUAAUUCGUAUGCCUUAUUUAAACAAUAAUCGUCUGGUCUGGUUAGUGGCGACAUGAAUAGAUGACUCUAAAGAAGAAAGAAAAGAUAUUGACUUGUUUGGGCCACCGACACCUGCUCCUGUGUCACAUUCCUAGCAUGGGCUACUAACACCUGCUCCUGUGUCACAUACCCUUUAUGGGCUACUAACACCUGUUCUUGUGUCACAUACCCUGCAUGGGCUACUAACACCUGUUCUUGUGUCACAUACCCUGCAUGGGCUACUAACACCUGCUCCUGUGUCACAUACUCAGCAUGGGCUUUUAACACCUUCUCGUGUGUCACAUAUCCUGUAUGGGCUACUAACACCUGCAAACAAUGCUAUCUCUCAGAACAAUACUAUGGCUGGUCUCUCCUUACAGAAGGGACCGGUGUGACUACGAACAGCCGACUUGUGGGAUAUGUGGUCGAAAGAUCAACGUCACGAUCAUCGCCACCAACAGCCUGCAGGGAGACAACUUUGAGCUGACGGUGCCCAUCAUCAGGGAGCACAAGAGGAACCUGCUGUCUUUCUUACAACAGGCUGCCGAGCUGGAAAAUGGUUUCAAGUAGGUCAUUAAUAAAUAUUCGCUUAAGAGUUGUUGUUUGUACAUUUUCUUUUUAAGUCUUUCAUACCACAGGGAUUAACAAACACAAGGUAAGGGAACGCUUUAAACAAAGACAACACAAAGGUUGAACGUGUCGGCAAAAAGCCUUCUUCGACGAACAAUAAAAAUGAAUUUAAUUUAUAGAGUGGCAGUAGGCUGCAAAGCCAUGAAGCGGGUUUAAGAAGGCCUUACAAUAUGUGGCUACCGAGAGUAGCACUAAACUUGCGCCCCUAUCAAGCUUGAGAAACGUAUUAUUACAUUAAUAAGAUUUAUAUGGUACAUAAGGACAGCAGAGCCAGCACAUUAGUGUGCAGCAAUUAAACCUAUUCUUUACAGGUAAACUAUACCAAAAAAAUAGCAUUCAAUUUCUUUGUCCGGUUCGCCAUUUUUGCGCCCCCGCCCAUAUUUAAAUGACACCUACGGCACGCGCCAAAUCUUGCAACCCCCCCCCCCUCCCCACCCAUUCGGUACGCCUUUUCUCCAAAAGUCCUAUUUUUCAGCUACUUGAAAAAUGUUUGCUUCUGAACUGACGUAAAGGCUUUUGUUUUUGUUUUUUUGGUUUUUUUUGUUUGUUUUUUCAAUAGUAAAUGUCAAACCUGACACGGGAGAGGGGUUGCGAAGGGGGCUGUCAUUUCCGGAAAAUUACAGUGAGUUUUCAUGGAUGAGGCGGCAAACAUCUUGACCCACCCAGGGCGGCACCCACCACGCCACUGAAUGUCAUCUUUUCAUAAGUUUGACUCCCCAAGUCUGAAGUUUCAAACAUAAUUUUGACCUUUAUCAAAUUUCACCUUCUUGCUCAUGGCUAUGAACUUUGAUAUCUGACCUCUGACCAUAAUCUCCAGGUUUCAGGCCACCUACUUCGCGAAUCUAGGCUACUACAUCGACAGCAUCAACGGCGUGAGGGCGUCACCGGAGAACAAGACUUAUUGGCAAAUCAGCAGCGAUGGGGUCAGCCUUCAAUGCGGUGAGUGUGGAUCACUUUUGACUAAGACAAUAAUUAGUUUGAUAUAAAAUCAAACCUGUACGACUACUGUACGAUGAAAGUGAGGUGUUAGCCCAUAAUCUAACUACAGAAGUUUGGAGAUCAGCUCCGGUGUGAAUGUUCUGUCUCUGUUUACCACCAAAUAUUUGUAUCACGCUUCUGUCCCAUGAUGCCGUGCACGUAAAGAUUGUUGAAGUAUUAAGGCUUUUAUCUCUGCAAAUUUCAGCGUGUUUUUUAAACUCAAAGAGGAUCUAAAAGACUUAAAGUAGCAUAGAUUAUGUGAGGGUUCUAAUCUAGUAGACUUAAAGUAGCAUAGAUUAUGUGAGGGUUCUAAUCUAGUAGACUAAAAGUAGCAUAGAAUAUGUGAGGGUUCUAAUCUAGUAGACUAAAAGUAGCAUAGAAUAUGUGAGGGUUCUAAUCUAGUAGACUUAAAGUAGCAUAGAAUAUGAGUGUUCUAACAUAAGUUAAAGAAGCCUGUACAGCUAUCUGCAGGCAGGAAUUCAAUAGAAGUAUCAGUCAGCAGUGUAACGUAAGGGUGGGUUGCAGUCAGUACUUUAACGUAAUGGUGGGUUGCAGUCAGUACUUUAACGUAAUGGUGGGUUGCAGUCAGUACUUUUACGUAAUGGCGAGUUGCAGACAGAACUGUGACGACAUUGUUGGUUGAAGUCAGAUCUGUGACGUCAUAGUGGGUUGCAGUCAGAUCUGUAACGUCAUAGUGGGUUGCAGUCAGUACUGUGAAGUAAUGAUGAGUUGUAGUGUACAAUUUUUUUAUUGCUACUCUUGACAUUUAAUUUACCACAAGUUUUUUUGUUUAACCUGCUACUUACAAAGAUUUUGUUAGCUCCACUCUGCUACUAACAAAGAUUUUGUUAGCUCCACUCUGCUACUAACAAAGAUUUUGUUAGCUCCAGCUCUGCUACAAAAAAGAUUUUGUUAGCUCCACUCUGCUACUAACAAAGAUUUUGUUAGCUCCAGCUCUGCUACAAACAAAGAUUUUGUUAGCUCCAGCUCCACUACUAACAAAGAUUUUGUUAGCUCCAGCUCUUCUGCCAACAAAGAUUUUUUAGCGCCAGCUCUGCUACAAACAAAGAUUUUUUUAGCUCUAGCUCUGCUACUAAAAAAGAUUUUGUUAGCUCCAGCUCUGCUACUAACAACGAUUUUGUUAGCUCCAGCUCUACUACAAACAAAGAUUUUGUUAGCUCCAGCUAAGCUACUAACAAAGAUUUUGUUAGCUCCAGCUCUUCUGCUAACAAAGAUUUUUUUUAGCGCCAGCUCUGCUAUAAAGAUUUUGUUAGCUCCAGCUCUGCUACUAACAAAUAUUUUGUUAGCUCCAGCUCUUCUGCCAACAAAGAUAUUUUAGCGCCAGCUCUGCUACAAACAAAGAUUUUUUUAGCUCCAGCUCUGCUACUAACAACGAUUUUGUUAGCUCCAGCUCUACUUUUAACAAACAUUUUGUUAGCUCCAGCUCUGCUUUUAACAAACAUUUUGUUAGCUCCAGCUCCGCUACUAAAAAAGAUUUUGUUUUCGCAUGGAGGUGGAAAACAAUGGAUCGCUCCGAAUGGAAGGAUGUGAUGGACCAGGCCAGGGCCCUACAUGGGCUGUAGUGCUACUGAUGAUGAUGAUGAUAUAAAUAUUUAUAAACAUGUUUUAUUGAUGUAACUGACCCACCCUUUUAACUGGGAAUUAACAUACAUGUACCUAAAGCAUAGCUGGUAGAAAAGUGGGGCAAUAUAGCUGUUAGAAGGGUGGGGCAAUAUAGCUCGUACACGGGUGAGGCAACACAGCCGAACGAAAAGUGGCGGAAAUUUAGCUGUAGAAGCAUGGGGCAACAUAGCUUGUAGAACAAUGAGGCAAGACAAGUGUUAGAAAAGUGGGUCGUCUAUUUUUAAAAUUAAUAAAAAUAUGAAAAAAAACAAAAACUAUAACAACAAAAAUAUAUAUAUUUUAAAAAUUAAUAUAUAAACAUUUGUUUAGCUCGGAGAAGUAAAAUUUUUUACCAACUCUUCUCAAGUUCAUGGCACAAAGACCCUGCUCCAGAGCUCAGAGCUCCAGCUUCAAUAUCCGCUCCAAAUCCUUGUUAUAAAUACGUGUACUGUCAUACAGUGCCCGAAAUGCAGUGAUCCCUGUUAGUCAUGGUUAGACUUGCAUACAGUGCCCGAAAUGCAGUGAUCCCUGUUAGUCAUGGUUAGACUUGCAGACAGUGCCCGAAAGUCAGUGAUCCCUGUUAGUCAUGGUUAGACUUGCAUACAGUGCCCGAAAGGCAGUGAUCCCUGUUAGGCAUGGUUAGACUUGCAGACAGUGCCCGAAAGGCAGUGAUCCCUGUUAUUCAUGGUUAGACAUGCAUACAGUGCCCGAAAUGCAGUGAUCCCUGUUAUUCAUGGUUAGACUUGCAUACAGUGCCCGAAAUGCAGUGAUCCCUGUUAUUCAUGGUUAGACUUGCAUACAGUGCCCGAAAGGCAGUGAUCCCUGUUAGUCAUGGUUAGACAUGCAUACAGUGCCCGAAAGGCUGUUAUCCCUGUUAUUCAUGGUUAGACAUGCAUACAGUGCCCGAAAAGCAGUGAUCCCUGUUAUUCAUGGCUAGACAUGCAGACAGUGCCCGAAAGGCAGUGAUCCCUGUUAGUCAUGGUUAGACAUGCAGACAGUGCCGAAAGGCAGUGAUCCCUGUUAGUCAUGGUUAGACUUGCAUACAGUGCACGAAAGGCAGUGAUCCCUGUUAGUCAUGGUUAGACUUGCAUACAGUGUCCGAAAUGCAGUGUUUCCAAUCCUAAUUAUAACUCUGAACUAACAUGGCAAUAUUUUAAAAUGUAGCGUUUAAGGGAAAUGCCAAUUUACAUGUUUGAAUAUAUAGUGAAAGCUUUUAUAAAAAUUUUUUGUCUAAAAUUCAUUCGUCACAGUCUCUAUAUGACUCUGUGACACAACGCCGUAGAUAUGUAUAGCAUUAUCGUUAGAUUAAAACUGAAUAAAUUGUUGAAUAUAUUCUAGACAUCAGCAAUUGUAUAUAUGCCCUUAUGCAGGAGUGUGGAACCUUUUUACUUCCAAGGGCCGUUCGGAUGUUUAGAGUGUCAUACGCGGGCCAUAAAAAAAUAUGUGCCGGUGUCCCCCCCAAAUAUACAACUUUCAGCCGUUACAUAAAGAUCAUGAUCUGAAAAAAUUGUGAUACAAAUUAAUAUAAUUAAAUAUUAUUUCACCAUCAAAUAUUUCUUGGGAUUUUAAACUAUUUUAAGAUUAAAAUUAUUAAUAUAAAAAUGUAUAAAAUAAUAGGUUCUGUUAGCUGUAAAUACAUAUAAAUUGUCUGCGCAAUUUCAAGUUUUCAGUAACGUACUUAAUGCUUUUUCAAAAUAAGUUACUUAACAGAUAUAAAUAGUGUCUUUUCCGUCGCUGAAUACAAACAUUUUGGGUACUAUGUCCAAAAGUCUUUUGUGUAAUAUGUUUUUUUAAUGUUUAAGAACCAAACAGCGCGAAAAUUUUGAGUAUUUCCUCAAACAUUGCAAUUUCAAGAUUUAAUUUGUUGCUUAAAUGAUUUUCUUGGAUGUUGACAAAUCCUGACUGGACGUUCCCCAACCUUGGUCUUAUGGCACGGAGUUAGCGAUUGUCUGAGAUCUGUAAAUAACAUACUAUUUGAAAAAUAAGCUCUAUUACACAUCUGUCAUACGUAACUAUGUUUUCUAUUCAAAUCUAACUAUAGUGUUCUCAGGGGUGUGAUAAGUGACUGCGUUAUAUAUUCUAUUAUAACCAUAUAGUUCACAAAUGUGUCUUAUUGCUCACAGUGAUGACGUAUUAUUGACAAGUGUGUCUUAUCGUUCACAGGUGUGUCCUCUUACGUCCCCAAGAACGAGGAUGUGAUCCUGUUUAACUUUACGACCUACCAGAAUGCUGGCUACUGAAUCUAAUGCAUGAGUUAUUGAUGAGGACAUUUUGUGUGUGUGUGCAUUGAAGGACGGGCGAAUUGCUGACACGAAGCAGAGGUCAACAUUCAAUUAUCUGAUGCCCAGAAUUGUGCGAGAGAGUGGAGACAAGGAAAUUAAUCAUCAUCAUAAUUUAUUGAAGAGCCAUUUUUAUCCAAGAUUAUACAGUUGUUGUUUAAAGUGAAAGAAGUGGAAAUUUUAAAUCUCAAAUGACAAUAGAACAAAUGAUGUUCUAUAUCUAGAUGGGAAGGAAGUGUAAGGCAACUAAAACUAUAAACAACAAACUACAAACAACAAACUAAAAACUACAAUUUAAAAAAAAUCGCGAACAAGUUUAUUCGUGGCGAAGAAUAAAAGGAGAAUGACAAUUGACUAGAAAUAAUCUCGCUAUCUCCUGCCUGAAGUUGCAGGUAUUUAGAAAACGCCCUGGAGGAUUGGCACUGUUACUGAUUGCUUUAAUUGUAUGAACUGUUAUUUUUUCCUAUGUAAUGUAAUACUCAGGAAAUUAAACAUAUAAAAUAUGUACAACAUUUACACACCUUUUUAGCGUUAUACAUUUUAUUACUAAACAAUUCCAUAGAAAUAUAAUUUUUCAAAGAAUGAAAAAAUUAGAACGGUAUAUUUCUCAUGUGUUAAAUGUAUGUCAAUGUGAUUAAUUCAUAUUACACAAAAUUACGAUGAUUUUUUUUUUAAGUACUUCGUAACGUCAAUGUAGAGAUGGGACUCAAACCAUAUUUUAGCAUUUCGGGUUUGGCUCGGUUUGUUAACAACUUAAGUUUGGG